Molecule: messenger RNA, 901 nt
Organism: Neocloeon triangulifer
Lineage: Eukaryota; Metazoa; Arthropoda; Insecta; Ephemeroptera; Baetidae
Product: protein TEX261
Exons: 7
Coding region: 18-797 (259 amino acids)
Biological process (GO): endoplasmic reticulum to Golgi vesicle-mediated transport
Cellular component (GO): endoplasmic reticulum membrane; Golgi membrane; COPII-coated ER to Golgi transport vesicle
Molecular function (GO): COPII receptor activity
Source: RefSeq, a predicted model, not a curated record
CCCUUUUGCUUGCAGAGAUGCUGAAUGAUUUCCGGCUGCGGCUCGACCCUCCCACCCCACAUUUGCAUGCGAUUUUAAAAACAAACGUCGGCAGCUCGCUGCGCUGCAACUUUAGUCUUGGCAAUUUAUUUUCAUCGAAAGGUUCAGCCGAAAAGAAGAAAAAAAAAAUUGAAAGGAGCUGGGCUCAAAACGGCAGAAAGAUGUGGCCUUUGUAUUUAUUGAGCUGGGUUGCAAUGAUUUUGCAAAUAGUCUUUGUAACAGUCGCAGUAGCUGCUGGGCUUUAUUAUUUAGCUGAGUUAGUAGAAGAAUACACCACAACUACAAGGAAGGUUAUUUGGUGGAUGACAAUGGUCGUUCUAGGAAUCUACACAAUAUUCCUCUUGUUUGAGGACCUUCCAAAAACCUUAGUUUUUUGUGGGAUCAUUAGUCAAAUGGCACACUUGUGCAUAAUCCAGACUUUCCCAUUCUUUGACGUCCUCUCUCCGUCAUUCGUCACAACUGUAGUGAUGCUGGUUGUCAACCACUACCUUGCCUUUCAACACUUUUCAUCACAUUACUUUGCCUUCUCAGAGGUUUUAGGAUAUUUCACAAUUUGCCUUUGGCUUGUGCCCUUCACUUUGUUUGUAUCUUUGUCUGCAAAUGAGAACACCCUGCCAACAGUCUCUGAAUCUAGACAUCACGAUGAUGAUGUAGUGAGCAGCUAUUUCUCCAGAAAGGGAAAGAAAUAUGGCUUACUUGCAUUUUUCAAUUAUGCAAAAGACUCGAUCCUUCCUCAGAGAAACAAGAAGGGUUACUGAGCUAUAAUGUUGCUUUAUGAAUGAAUUUGAAGUCGGAAUUCAAAAACAACAUCUUUUUUACGAAUGACUGUUUCCGUAAGUUCCCAAUCUGAAUUAAUUUAUUU